GUUUUUUGCUUUUAACAACCGAGGCUACAAUUUUAAUUAUCGAUACACCUAACUGUUGGUGGAUGUUUACUUCCAAAAAGAGUUUGGUUCGGCCCCAUGAAUUCCGCGAUGGGAUUUUCUGCCAGUACCUCGAUGGACUCACCCUCCCUCGAAAAUCCGCCCGAGUAUACCUUCCAAGACGAAGAUCCCAGCAACCGACCUCCUUAUGCAAGUCUGCCUCUGUCCGAGUUUGGAGAGACAAAAUGGCGAGCCCAUUGUCAGUGUGGCAAGAUCUCAUAUAGGCUCAGACGAGAAAAACCUUUAAACGCAAAAUUUUGUCACUGUCGCGGAUGCCAGGUCAUGCACGGUGCUCCUUUCCAAUGGGCUGCCAUCUUCCCAAAGGAAGAUGUGCGGUUCGAUAAUGGAACAAGCGGGCUCUCAUUCUAUGCCGCCAAAGAGAGAAACACUAAAUAUCAAACCCCCACGAAAGUCUCAUGCGCAAUAUGCCGGACUCCGAUCAUGGAUGAAGGGCGUAAUAUGUGCCUGCUGUUCCCGCAGCUUAUCGAUUUCUCUGACUCGCCAGACGAGCAGCGCGAGCGUAUUGCUACUUUCUUACCAUCGUGUCAUAUAUUCUACGAGAAUCGCUUGAGAGACAUCCAUGAUGGCAUCACUAAGUGGAAGGGUAUCGAUGAAGACAGCGAACUUCUUGAUGAUAGCGGACAACCCUUGGAGAAAACAGACAUUUCAUAGCUGAUGCUUUGCAUUGUACUGGUGGCCAUUUUUUUCCGGAUGUUUCCUGACGAAUUUAGAAUGAGCCGUUUCUUAUUGGAUCUAAGGGUGUCUCUGUUAAUUCUCUAUGGCAUGAAUACUCAGUCGCCACUCACUCAUGGUGUCCACAGUGAGAAUACAUUGAUUAUUG
Messenger RNA from Penicillium brasilianum, 898 nucleotides. The record is from the annotation of a GenBank genome assembly. NCBI's taxonomy places the organism in Eukaryota, Fungi, Ascomycota, Eurotiomycetes, Eurotiales, Aspergillaceae.